UGUCUGGAAGGAGGAGACAUGGAGGCUGUGAUUGGACUGUUGCUGAAGCUGCUGGGAGUCUCUCAUGCAACCCGCCUCUGUCAAACUGAGUCCUCACUGCAGUCUGCAGGAAGAUUCAAGAGGACACACAGCAUCCUGAGGAGGAACAAGCCAUGCGGCCAUCCAUCUCUGUGACUCUUGAGCCCGGGUUGGAGCGAGGUGUCCCUUGGGGUCGUGACCUCUACACCUUUGUGACCUCAGCAGCAGGUCACAUGAUGAGGACACUUCAGAAGCCUCGCAAGAACCGACCGUCCAAACGACAGGUCAACCAUCGGCGCUUCCUGCACAACAUGAUUCAGAGAAAGUUCGCUGACAUAGAAGCAGCAAACCACCGGCUGGCAUCCGCUCUUUAUUUUAAGGAGGAGGGAAAAAACGGGACCACUCUGGCGUCAGAGGUGCCUGAGACACCUGACCGCUCAGGUAGCCCCCCUCCAGGUGAAUAUCUACAAGAUCCUGAUAAAUGCAGCGGUCACACGGUUGCAGAUGGCAUCUCCAAGUCGAACUGUGACGUCUCUCUUGGCUCUCAUGAGGCUGAGAUCAGUGAAAAUGGGGAGCUGGACUCGGGACAUCUUUGGAAACAACACCCCAGAUCACAGCCCCCCAACCGAAGCAAAGGUGGGCAGAAUAAAGGGAGUAGAAAUCCCAAACUGGUUGAAGCCAUGUCUAUGAGCUCCCCUUCAAAUAAUCACCAUGAGGCAGAGCUCUUUCCUACCGAGUCUCGUGAUGAUCAGAGUCCAUUAAAGUCAGCAAACAGCCUCUCCAACGACUCUCAAACAGCUCAACAGGAGUCUGGUUUCAUCCACAAUGUGGACACGUCCCCCGUUUUCUCUCCACAGCUCUCGCCGCUGUCUCUUGACUCUUGCGACUUCAGGGACACCUCAACCUGCACAGACGUCCAGAGGAACAUUGCUGACAUCUCAGAGGCUCAGUGGACGGAUAUCUUGGACUUUUUCAGUGUUGGCACCAUGGAAUUAGGAAGCUGUGUGGACGUGGAAGCCUAUUUUGAAAGUAUCUGUGCAUGUCAGGGGGAGGCCGGGCAGGAAGCCGCCGCUGAGGUGGAGAGUCUGCACUGCGAGGCAGGAGAGUGCAGAUACGAUUAUGGAUACAGCUGUCACGCAGAUCAGGGUCUGACCAUUAACCACUUCCUGAGACAAAACGAAGACGCUCCAGAGACACAGUUGAACAGCUUUAAGCCGCCUGGCAUCAUCAACCAGCUCCAAACAUCAGUCGGCCUCCACUGCGACGCCUCUGAGCUGCAGACAUACCCGCGGGAGGAAAGUUCCUGUAUGCUGGUUAACAACCAAAACUUUAGACCGUUCGAGGGCGUCGCUCAGUCAUUCUCUGCCCCGCUUCUUAUUCCCGAGCAUCGUCCCAUACCAACCCCGCCACACGAGGACGACUGGCUGUUCACCGACAUCUUGAAGGACAGGAAGUCACUUGACUUUUGAAGGAGUAGUGGAGAGAGGCGCAGCAUCUCUUCUUCGCUGAGGUGGUUAAACAGAACUAUGAUGUGUCCUUUGGAUUUCUUGCUCCUUAUUUGAAUGUCUGAACGUCUUGAUUUGAGUGCAGUUACAAAUCUGUGGUUUUGACAGCCUGAACUCUGCAGGAGCUUUUCAGGAUGUGCUCUACAAGUCCACAACUCUGGUUAAAUCUUGGAGCGGUCAAUUUGCAAGUGCUGUGAAAAUGGAGAAGGAACCAAGCAACCAGGAGAAACAUAUCGUACAUUUGUGUGUCUUUCAGUGUGCUUCGAAGCUGACAGGCUCUUGAAUUUCUAAUGUCAAACAUCUUUGAUUCAUCAAAGUGACUUGAUGAGUUUGAUCCAUGUUUUUCUCUGUUUCACUUCACACCCAAACCUUUUCUUUUCCUGACAGGUCUAAUAACCACGAGGCUUUCAGACACCCACAGUAGCUCUGAGCUCUUAUUUAAAUGGAGGCGCACUGAAAGGAUAUGCAAAUAUAACUGUAAUUAGUCUUCGCUUGUCUUCUUGGGUUUUCUUCCCACAAAAAGAAUUGUGACUUGUGGAAAAAAAGGAUAUAAACUGAACUACACCCACAAGUCUUUUAAUUUGCUCGAGAUUUAACCGCAAAUUCAAGAUCAAGGACUGUUUUUAUCUUCGACGAUGUACCAGUCUCAAUCUGAGUAUCGAUUACAGUGAUAUUAAUGCCUGAGUAUAAUAUGUUAAUGCUUAAAGUAAUGAUAAAUGUUCAUAAUGCCAAUAAAUUGUGUUGACGAAUGCCGUUAUAAUGUUAAAAACUCUUCUUUUAUAAUGUGUGUGUGUUUUGUCAGUAUCAGUGAUGGAGAAAGUAUAAAAUAUUCCCUAAAAGUGGCAAUACUGCGGUCUAAAAACAUUCCAUUACAAGUCAUGCAUUGAAAAUGUUGCUUCAAAUACAGAAACAUUAUUAGAAUACACUUAAAGUAUCAAGUAAAAGUACUUAUAAUGCAGAACAACACACUACACAAGACAGUAUGCUAUUGGGGUAUUAUAUAGAAAUACUCAAGCACAGUACAAGUGUCUCAAACUCCAGUACAGUACUUUAUGAAAGUACUUAGUUCCUUAGUAUGUGUGCAUGCCCAGCUUGUGAUCCCAAAGAAACACACAGAAACACAAAGAUCAAAACCAACGACAUAUAUUAAAGGUAACCCCAGUCAGAUGUUUUAUAAUCACAGCGUCAUUACCAAAAAAAAAAAAAAAGGCUAAAACAUUAAAACACAUUUGUCCAAAAUGUUUCAAGUUGCACAGUAGCCAUAAACGAACACACAGAGAAAAAUAACACCUCAGAGAAGCACCAGCCUCAUCUCUUGCUACAGACGAACAGACCUCAUCUGUUCUCGUUCCAGCGGUCCGAGCCACGCGUCUUCAGAUUUGGGUCUAUCAAGGCGCCAACCUAGUCGCCACGUUUAAGCGCUGAUACGACAUUCUGAGAUUACGACAUUUAAGUUCAGAGUGACGGACUGUAUCGUGGUGACACGUGAUGUCAGCUCAUUUGGCUUAAUGCUGUCGGCCUCUUUGAGAUAUAUUACAACUCGUCAGAAGGGACGUUAACGUGCCGACACUGUCCAGCUGUGUUUACCUCCACUGGUCAUGUGUAAAGUGCAGCAUUUACACAACAUCUUUAAAAAAAACAAAGCGUCAAACAAAUCCUUUGCAUAUUGCUAAGAUAAAAGAAUUAUACAUAGAGAAAAUAAAAAAUAAAACCCUUUAAUAGGGCGUUAAAUAUAUGUCGUCAGUAGUCAAACUCUGUCUUGACCCAACUGGUUCGAUAUUUCUUCACCUGAAUCAUGGUGAACCUGGCAUGGUGGAAGUGAAAGCUUAACAAGUCUGAAGAUAUGGAUACACAUGGGACGUACUGUAGUCAUAAUCAACACAUUUGUUCUUAUUUUGUCCGUGCAGGUCUUGACUUUGCAUUGUUUGACUAAACUUCAUAAUAAUAAGAGGAGGGAGCAGUGAUGACAACCCUGUUUACCGAAAACUACUAGACUGGUCAUUAACAGUAAACAAUAAUGUGAGAUUAUAUAUAUAUAUAUAUAUAUAUAUAUAUAUAUAUAUAUAUAUAUAUAUAUAUAUA
Messenger RNA from Acanthopagrus latus (yellowfin seabream), 3605 nucleotides. RefSeq lists its product as uncharacterized. The coding region runs from base 153 to 1487 and encodes 444 amino acids. The transcript is spliced from 4 exons. NCBI's taxonomy places the organism in Eukaryota, Metazoa, Chordata, Actinopteri, Spariformes, Sparidae. The record is from RefSeq and is a predicted model, not a curated record.